This is a messenger RNA of Sinocyclocheilus grahami, 1603 nucleotides long. RefSeq lists its product as uncharacterized. The transcript has 9 exons. The record is from RefSeq and is a predicted model, not a curated record. The coding region runs from base 7 to 1386 and encodes 459 amino acids. Lineage: Eukaryota; Metazoa; Chordata; Actinopteri; Cypriniformes; Cyprinidae.
UUGAGCAUGUCUCUUCUUCAUGCUGUUGAUGAAGCCGUCAAGAUGUGCAAAGCUGAAGAAUCAAGACUCACUGAAAACAUCCGACAGUGCAAGGAGAUUUUACGCUCAAUGAGAACGCGUGUGACAGAAACCAGUGAGCUGGAAACUGCAGCAGCCAUCGGUACUAAAGAUGCAGAUAUUCUGCCUGAAGAAAAACAAGACAUUGAAUUGUUGGAGCAGGUUUUAAAAAAAGCCCUGAAAAUCCGCAGCACAUCUGAGGCUCAUAAAGAUCUUCACCCAGACAGUAAACACCCUAAUGAGAGAAAAAAUACAGCACUCAUUAAUUAUACUGUUAAAGAGGGAGAUAAAAGAAAGCUGGUGGAAUCUGUCCCUCUGUCUGAGAUGUGCAAAAAACCCAUUCAUCAGAGACGGGUCGGAGGGAAUCUGACCCAUGGGGCCCCCUGGACGCGGCCGGUUCUGGUCCGGAAGAGACCGACUGCUCAUCAGGUGGUCAGUGGAAGCCCGUCAGUCCCAAAGAGCGCUUCAGCAAAGAUCUCUUCCACACGAUCCCAGCAGAAGAUGUGUGUCAAAGCCACGAACGCUGAAGAGUCAUCUGAAGAUAAUUCCCCAUCAGUCUCCUGCCAAGAAGUCUCAGCAUCUGGUAAAGAUGGGAAAGUCACAACAGGAAGUGUGCAGUCUAAGGAGCAAUGGAUACCAUCUCCUUUGUUACCAUCUUGGCGUGCACAGAGAACAAAACAGAAGCGAUUGUGGAAGAAAGUGUUAACCCAGCAAUCAAAGCCAGUACCAGAGAGAACCAAAUUCACAGAGAGACUGCGAGACACUUUCCCGUCCGAAUUGCCUUCUGUAUGUCCUGCUGAUAUCACAACAGAGCUGGACGUGCUUACACAGCGCUGUCUUGACCUGACGCACUGCUUCAAUGCUGAGCUACAGGCCCAGAAGGACUCAGAUUCAGGGACCUUGCGUGAGAGAGAAUAUGAGUCCUUGCGGAUGCUGGAGGGUUUGGAGAGGAUGACGGCAGAACUUAUUGCGUGUGCUGAUCAUCGCAAGAAAGACUGGGAGAGGUGGGAUAUGAGGAUCUCUGGAGCUUUGUGUCCCGUCCGGAGGACAGGUGAAUGGGGCGACCCGGCCCGUUCCUGGCUGCCGCCCGUCCUGUCGUACAGCAAUGAGGCUGAACUGAGAGAGCUGGAAAGCCAAAGGCUCAGAGUAGAACAACUUCAGCAGGCUGUUCGUCUUCAGCAGGCGAUGUCCGAUAGCCUUGCGUCUUACUGGAGCUCUCGUCCCGGAGCCGCUGGACCCAGUGCUGUGGUUCUGCGGGGCUUGUACUCGCUGCUGGCGGAGGGAGGAGUUCAGUUUCCAUCUCUGGUUUUGGAUUCGGAGUCAGACUGAGCAAAAACAAGACUGUAUUUCAGGGUUAGUGGACUGAAUUCCCGGAAGCACGGCAGGGAAGUUUUCCUGCGAACUGACGCAAAAGCCGCUCUCCAGAGCUCUUCUCCUGAGAUAAACUGUAAGCGUGUUCUGUGUGUGCAUUUGGCUCGGAAGUUUAACAAUCGGUCACGUGACGGGAGAGUGCAGCUGCUGCUAAGAAACUCAAAUAAAGCUUCCA